AUGAGGAGGACUCCGAAAUGUCCGAUGGGACCCCCGGGUCGAGUGUGUCCAGCAGGUCCAGCGAUGCGCAGGGCAUUGCACCAGCGGGUCGUAGCAGGAUGUAGCAGUUCCCAAGACUCCUCAUGUGCAGAGCUUCGUCAGAGCCAGCCAUCAUUUGCCUUCUGCUACCAUCAGGACCCUGAGAUUGAGACCACGUGCCGCAAUGUGGAGGCAGCCUGGGAGGAAAAGUAUUGGUCCGUCGAGGCUGCCCUCCACGAAGCACGCCAGGAGCUGGCAUCCCAGCAGAGCCGUUGUGCCGAGCUCGAGUCGGAGUCAGGCGCUCUCGAAGCCUUUGCCGGGCAAUUGAAGUCUGAGCUGGAGCUCAUGCGAAAGCAGCUGUCUGACCUGGAGCAGCCGCUGGAGAUGCAGAAGCGCGAACCACGCGAGACAUGUGGCGCUAACUCUCCGGCAGUGGUCUUGGAUGGAAUGCAGGGUGCAGCGCAGGACCAGUCAUCUUUGACGAAGACCUCGGCAACGGCUUGUUCCGAAUGUCCAUGCGUCGGAGCCGAGGAAUGGGAUCCUUACAGGCUCCUGUGGUCGGAUCUGUUUCCGUACCUCGCGGUGCAUGAUCUGGUGCGCUGGCGCGUGGUCUCCAAGCAGACCAGGAGCCCCAAGGCCUUGCUCGAUCACGUGGCCGAGAUGGGCAGGCUGGACAGGUCCGAAGCAGUUACUGAAUUUGCCAAUGUUGUCAUGGCCAUGAAGAGUGACAACCGCGACUUCAGCAUCACCACAGCCUGUGGAAGCAAUGUCGAGCGGCAGAAGUUCUUCGGUUGUCGUUUUUGGUGUCUGGUGCUGGCAAAGGCCAGGGCAACCCAUUUUGAUGAAGCUGACGUCCGCCGCAUCCUUCGGAAGAACGUUCGAGACUUGCUUGGGCACUGCCGAGCCGCAGAUUCAACGGUACGAAAGGCUGCACACCAGACUCUGACCUGGUAUGGAACUAGGAGCCUCCCAGUUGUGCAGCAGCUUAUCGCAAAUGACAUGCUGGGCCGGAUGGAAGAACUGCUUUCGGGGUCCAGCAAUGACAGCAGCUUGCCGAAGGUGGUGCCCUGCACGGGUCACCUUAGCAAUGUUGUGAAGUCACUUAGCAAGCUUCAGCGGCAGCAGUGGGCGUCCCUGUUGUUCAGAUUCCUGCGUCAUCAGCCCGCGUGCCAGCAAGAAUUAGUUGAAGACCUGCAGAUGCUUUGGCUAUCUGAAAAUGAUUGCCGAAGCGGCUAA
Symbiodinium natans is the source of this 1254-nucleotide messenger RNA. NCBI's taxonomy places the organism in Eukaryota, Dinophyceae, Suessiales, Symbiodiniaceae. The record is from the annotation of a GenBank genome assembly.